AGGAGCAGAGUCUCUGCCUCGAGUUGCCUUCUUCUUGCCUUCCUGGCUGACCUGGGCCGCUGACGCUGCUGCACUCACGGCCGGGGGCUCUGCUUGCCGGUCGCCGCGCCCUUGCGGGGCAUGGCUCCAUUGCGCUUCGCCGCCAACCUGGCCUGGAUGUUCCAGGAGCAGCCGACGCUGCCCCAGCGUAUAGAGGCGGCGGCGCGGGCUGGCUUCGGGGCCGCUGAGCUGGGCUUUCCUUACGCCUGCAGCGCAUCGGAGCUGCGGGCGGCGGCAGAACGGGCCGGGCUAGAGCUGGUCCUGCUCAAUACUCCGCCAGGAAACCAAGAAAAAGGUGACAUGGGCCUAGGUGCUGUGCCUGGCCGCCAGCAUGAAUUCAGAGAGGCUCUGGCCUUGGCCGUGCAGUAUGCCAAGACCCUGCAGUGUCCAAGGAUUCACCUUCUGGCUGGGCGAAUUCCUAUGGGGGCUGAGCGGGAGGCAGUGUCUGCUGAGAUGGAGGACACCUUCAUAGAGAACCUCAGAUACGCUGCCGACAUCCUGGCUCAGCAAAAUUUGACUGGGCUGUUGGAGCCUAUCAACAGCCGGAUUACUGAUCCCCGCUACUUCUUGACCACCCCCCAUCAAGCUGCUGCCAUCUUGAAGAAAGUGGGAAGCCCUAAUUUGAAGUUGCAACUGGACAUUUUCCAUUGCCAAAUCAUGGAUGGGAAUCUGACUCGGAACCUGGAAACAUAUUUCCCAAUUCUUGGACACGUUCAGAUCGCUCAGGUACCAGCACGGCAUGAGCCCGACAGCCCUGGAGAACUGGACUUUCCCUCCCUCUUCCAGCUUCUGGAGUCAAUGGGCUACAGUGGUUAUAUAGGAUGUGAAUAUGCUCCUAGAGGAGACACAGUGAAGGGGCUUGACUGGUUGCACUUGUACUGGAAGAGUCAUGGUCUACGUGGUGGAGAAAGCUGAGCGGUUAAGCCCAGGUACUGAGAAACUAAAAUAAAGUGCAUCAAAGACUGAAUGAACAAUAGUCUCCAGUAUCACGUGUCAGAAGAGAAGAAAAAGCUGGGCUUAGUGCUGGAUCAGUUACCUAAAACGUUGCUUUGUUAUAUGGCCCUCUGUGGGUGCAUGGCUGCAGCAGGCUGUUGUUGUCUCCUAAUAAAGUGGC
Messenger RNA from Gekko japonicus, 1153 nucleotides. It is a transcript of the gene HYI, whose product is annotated as hydroxypyruvate isomerase (putative). The record is from RefSeq and is a predicted model, not a curated record. Bases 121 to 954 code for a protein of 277 amino acids. Gene Ontology annotation, molecular function: hydroxypyruvate isomerase activity. Gene Ontology annotation, biological process: glyoxylate metabolic process. The transcript has 8 exons. NCBI's taxonomy places the organism in Eukaryota, Metazoa, Chordata, Lepidosauria, Squamata, Gekkonidae.